AGGUGGGUUUCGUUUGCCGUUCCACAAGUUGAAGCAUACUUACCCCGUAAGUUGGGUAUAGUAAGUGACUUAUUCAUUAUAAAUGAAAACGUGGGGCGAGAUUAUCGGUUGUAAAAUUGGGAUUUAUUGUUAUCUAUGGAAAACGAAAUACAAAAAUUAAGAUUUCAAGUGUUGACCCUCCCCCCCCCGGAUCGAUACUUGGGCUUUGCGCGCGACCACGUGCUCGAACUUCUAGAUCGACCUGGGCACCAUCUCUUGUUUGGUUCGACCUGCGCUUUGGUGGAGGUGAUUUUUGUGUGCGACGACUUUCGUCCGGCCGGGCCUGUUGUUCGCCCCCAACCGCUUAAAAAUAAACCCAGGAGGGUUCCGGGGCCGCGUCGAGGGUACGUAGUAUAUUUUCUUUUGGCAUCAAAUAAAAUGUCGUGCAGCUGUCGUGCACCACAUAGAUUUUUGUGUGUGAAGAUCUUGAUCUGAGUUGGUCUAGUACGAGAGGUGCUGAAUCUAGCAUUUUUACAAACUCGCACGCUUCCAGACCCAGAUGGGUAUUUGCAAUGCAUACUGACAUCAGGAGCAAAAUGGGUGGCGAAGCGGCGAUGAUUGAAGCGGCGAAGAGUUUCGCACAUACUCUCGCAUUAUCAACUGUAAAAAUGUCUGGGUCUGGAAGGGUUGGAACGUGUGAUGCAAACUUUGGAACACACAAAAAUUUGUGUUGCAUGAGCGCCAAAAGCUGUCCAUUUCUUGGCACGCAAGUAGGAAGUUUCUCAUGCGCGACAGGCAUCAUGAGGCGUGCUCAAAACCUGUGAUGCUUUUGCCUGCAUCAGACGCCAUUUGCGUGAUCCGAACAACGCAUGACAAAUCUCGCAAUCUCCCAGACCCAGACAUUUUUACAUUUGAUACGCAUCCGAGAAGGUAUGCAGUGCAAGAGUAUCGUGCUAGCAUGAAUUACAUUUUUACUUACAUUUUUUCGCAAAUGCAAAAAUCGAAUUCGUCAUGCGCAUUUACCAGACACAGAUGACUGGUGCUUGAUGUCACGCAUAAUUGAUCUAUCUCAAUUUUUAUUAAGUACUACGGGAACUACGGGUACGAUAAUUUUGCAGUGUAUAGGAGGUGCGCGACCGCACGAGAACUUGUUUCAUCCGUCGUGCCCACAAGUGGAUAUUUCGCCGUUGCUUGUCCUCCGGCGUCGUGAAUGAGACAACAACAGAAGUUGUUAGUGACAACCACUGCUAUAGUACAACAAGCGAAGACGAGGAGGAAUUGCAAGACGACAGGAUCAGCAAUAUCAGCAGUAACAGCAGCAUGGCGGUGGAACCGGAAGUAGCAACAUCACCAUCAACUACUUCGCAAGGCGUGGCUCCUGGAGGUGUGCAGAAGGUAGAACAAGUUCCAGAACUCGAAGUACCACUUUCAAGAACUCCACUGUCUUCGUUUCAGCUACAAGACCUAGAAUCUCCAGCUUACCACGUAUGAGAGUGGUGCACAAGCACAACCCCCCCUCCUUCUCAUACAUUUGUGAUGCAAAAAGCCAAACGCAAAGGCAAACCCUUCGCUACUCUCCUAGCAGUGUUUGUAUGACAGGUGCCGGCAGGGCAAACAGAAGUACAAUCCUGUGUGAAUUUGUCAUGCAAAAAGUGCGUUUUUCUCUUGCCGAUGCUCCCACGUCUACUGCUGUUCAUGCAUUGAUUACAAAUAGUAAUAGGGGGAUCGAGGGGGCGGAGUUGUGGACUCUCAUAUUGCAGCUGCGUCCUGCUCAAAGGAGAGGAGAGUCGUAAUAAUACAACCAGUACAAGAACUUCUGACCACCACCAGAAAAGCGCAGUGAUGCCUCUGGUCACUGACCCCCUCUUCGUCUCGCCGUUCACCCCAGUCUUGAUCAUGCCCGAUGAAGAUAAGCAGAUGACAACUCCGAGCAGGAGCAAUAAACCAAUGAACAGAGACAACAGCUACGGCAGCCUCAGCCUCAGCAUCAGCAGCUUGUUGAGCGAAGAAGACGUCAACACGCUAUCCCGGGUAAAAACGUCCCUACCUCCCCAGAGUCAAGAUGGUGAUUUUGCUAGUACACAAAUCGGCAAAUUUUGGCUGAUACGCAUGACAAGUUUAUUGGGCUCGUAAUAUACGUAGUCGCGUUUAGCAAGUAGUUCCGCCGCGUCACAUUAAUCGAUCAUCUCAUGCUAGUUAUUUUGGCUUCAUCGUCGACUUUUCUUCGCCCGCCCCGGCCGGGCAAUUGCGUUCCACGACUUAGGGUUUUAGGAUUUAGAUAGGUAUUUUUUCCCUUUUUAUUGCAUGCUGAUUGUUGCAUGACAAACUCUCAGAUAGCAUUAGCGUGCGCUGAUCGUGGCGGUCUGCCUCUGCGCAUGCGAAACGCUAUGGGCAGCUUGCAGCUUUGCAUGAUCGAAGCACUCUAGGAUGUUGCGGACGUUUUUGCUCAGGAUGCAUGCCUGGCGACGUCGUAGUCGGCCAGCACGUCUCGCCUUCGACCGAGCCUCUUGUUUUGUUCCAGGAGGAAUGCAAAACAACAGCAGUCAUGAAGCCCGUAAUCGAAGAAAAUAAAUCUCAAGAUCAGGAAUUCGAAUCAUCGACGAAGAUCAUGGAGGAAGAUGAAGACAAGUCCUCUCUUUCCACACCAACUUUUGGUCGCAGCCGCCUGGACGAGAUGAAUAGUAGUAAUAAUGACCAAGAACAACAGCUGCAAGAACCAGUACCCACGACGCCGCUCAUGCUGGUCGAGAGGACGAGCAGCCUCGGAGAUGAUACUGAUUCAUCUUCGCCGGACUGCACGCUGACUUUUGGAGGCUACGGUGAGUAUAAUAAUCCACAUGAAAUUAUUUUUCAUCAUUUUCAUCUGGCGCAGGAGUCAACAUCAACUUCAACACGUACUAUAUUUAUACAACAACAAUAACCGAGUUAAUGCAGCUCCAUGCUGCAGCCUGUGUGGCGACGGCGAGUGAACGUGAACAUGGCACGCAGGAUCACGUGAGGGCCUGCCCCAGCGGGGGAAACAAGUUUGCGGUAGCAAAUAGCCAGUGAGGUGGGAAAUGCCUGUGAGGCCUUCCCCCAGCCGGGGGAAAUUUGCAGCGUACCUUCCCCAGAGCAGCUCAACAGUACUAGCUGCAGCCUUUCUCUGCCAAGAGUUGCUGACUGCUUUCAGAGUUCUUGUUCACUUUUUGGCAGCUUGGCCUGACGACGGGCGUUUAUUUCGGCACCGGGACUUCUAGGUGGAGAGUUCUUUUUGGCGUUGGGGCCGCGCCGGGUAUAACUAGGAGAGGGUCUGCGCUGGUGCUUUUUAUUCUCAGUUAGGAGCUGGAUGCUUCUUUCCGACCUGUCCCUGGAGCUCGUGGUCUUAGAAGAACCAGGCGGAUUUUGGUUGUGUCGUUCGCCAUUCCAUAGGCAGUGAUAUAUUCUUUUACCCUUUACUUACAGGUAAUAAUGCCUUUAUGGAGGUUUUCCCGGGCGUGGAAGAAGAUCAACGUCGGCCUGGUGAUAUUUCAGCCGCCCCGAAUAUGGGACUCUCAAACGUUGCAUUCUCAACUGUUUACAUGAUUUGUCAUGCAAUCACUCUGACUCUUCACAGCACACGAUCAAGCCUUCUUCGCAUGGCAACUUCUCGACGCGCUAAAUAGGACUAGAAUCCACCGUCUCAAAUCUGUAAUGCAAAAGACGCAAUGGCAAUCUUCCUCCUUUCACUUUUGCCAUUCUUGCAUUGUAACAGUUGAGAGUGUAACGUGGUUUGAGAGUUCCAUACCGAACGCAGGAGACCGCCGCGCUCGUGGUGGAACAGUAGAGCUGAGUCUGCACCACCUGGCGAACUAUGUGUCAAACAACGCCACCGGUCGGGACGAGCUCAAACAACGGGUGCCGCACUUGCUGGAAGAUGAAACAAUCAAUUGUGCGUUAUCCUUAUGCAGCACAAAACAAAGUUAUAUCGUAGAACUGGUGCGUGGUAUAAGUCGCUACAUACAGAAUUUGGAAGUUUUCAAACAACUUCUUGAGGUUUAAAAAGAAUUUAAGAAAUCUGUCAAGUAGGAGCGAGUACUUAAUUGUGCAUCAUGAUUUUCAAGUAUACUUCGACCCACUACACCAACACUUUACGAUACUUUUGCAGUCGAUAUGCACCGAUAAGCUACUGCUCAAGUGGACCGGAGAAGAUGGAGCGCAUGUCAGAAUGGACCGAGGCGAAGCUGAAACGGAAGCUUUACAGAAAGUAUAUCCAUCGAAGAGUUACCUUUUUGGUAACGCAUUCAAUAACACGACUUGACGGGUCUAAAAAAUUAGCACGACAAAUAGAGCACGCUUAUUUCAUCUUGAACGUAAAAAAAGGUUUACCGGCACCGGUGCGCAGCUCUGGGGCAAUGACUUUUCAGCGUCGUCAGCGGGGGAGGAAGCCUAUCAAAUGGAAAGAUGGCUGGGUUAUGGAAGAAUAUUAAGAAUUCAGGGUUAUUUGUCUUCCUCGGCUAGCAUGAAAAUGAAUCGCAGGUUUGCCAUGCACGUGUAGUUGAUCCAAAAACCUUAUUUUUCUGUUAUUCAAGAACGCACUUUGUCAUGCUCGUGCAGAAUUCAGACAAAAAUCCUAGAAGCUAAAAAUUUUGUGAUGCUGUUGAGCCGUGGCCCGUCAAUUGUGGCGUUCUACGAAUGUGUUUUCCUCGCGACGCAGCAUCAACACGAGUUUCACUUUCAUCCAGUCCCGGACACAAAGUGGUUCUUUCCAAUGCAUACAGACGAGGACGAGAAGCUGCGACUACUGCGUAGGAGUACCGUGAAGACUGGUCGUUCCACGACGACCGCCGUUGGUACCUCGGUGCCGGAGAUGCGAAAGAACGACGCUACCAAAUGUAAAAAUGUCUGGGUCUGGAAGAAUCCGAACUUGUGAUGCGUGUUGCGGAUCAUACAAAAAUCUGUGUUGCAUGUGUAUCAGUGGAAACGGAGCCCCCGUACUGUACGGGGCCCCCAGUACAAACAGGCACCUGCAAACAAAUUAUGCUAUUGGAAAACAAACGAAAUUUGCAUUUUUUAUACAAAUGUAUGUGCCGCCAAAGGUACCCGUUCGCACCGUACAGGGUUACCAAAUACACAGGCCCGGCGGUAAUCUCCGGAGGCCCCGUGAUUAACAGGUCGGUCCGUUUUGCACAGGGCCCAACUCUGCAUGAUGACUAUGUACACGCCGCGCGCAGCCACCGGGCCCGUCAUCAAUAGAUCUACAGGCCUUCGUGAGCACGGCGCCGCCAUAGCCAAGCACGUCGCUCGCCUAGAUGAAUACAUUUGCCCCUCUUUCAAGCUAUUUUGCCCUCACUUCCCCGCCCUGCUCUGCAGCGCCCGUGUUCCCACUCACAUCAAGUCGCGCGCGCGCGCGCUAUCCACUCACAUCUUCCAGCUCUGACUUCAUCUCUUUUUUCGCUAUUUUCUAUACAAAUCCGUGUUCGGAGGUGCCCGGUUGCACAGGACCGUCCGUCUUCUCUUUUCUACAAUUUCGGUCUUUUUUUGUACACUUUUCGUGUUUACUCAUGUACAUUUUGUGUAUAAGAGGGCCCGUACCGUCAGGGGUGCCCGUUUGUACAGGUUCGCAUGACUUGCAAAAGGUCCCCACUUCUGGCCAUGUUGAGGGGGCAUUUCUCAUGCAGAAUGAAUAGGCAUCACCAAUGGGCUGCAGAACCUGUGAUGCUAGGCCCUGCAUUCCAGACCUGGCGGAGCUUGAAAAACUGCAUGACAAAUCGCUUUGCCCGUGCUUGUUCCACUCAGAGUUUGCUGGGUAGGUGGCUACCGUUUUAAGUUUAUAAACGAAUGGGACGCCCUGCCCUUAGCCUUCCAACAUGACAAAUCUCGGAAUCUUCCAGACCCAGACAUAUGUGCAAUGCAUAGCCGCUGGUACCUCGGUGCCGGAGAUGCGAAAGAACGACGCUAUCAACUGUAAAAGUGUCUGGGUCUGGAAGAAUUCACGUUUGUCAUGCUUGUCUGGCAUGACUCUUAAAUGUAUGCCCGGGCAGCAGCAGUCUUGCGAGCCUGUGAGCCAAGGCUGAGGCUGGGCGGGCGGUAUUUUAUGUAUCGGCCCCGCCCUAGCAUGUUGUACGGUAGCCAGAACCUGAGAAAGUUGUAUGUGUGUGAAGAUGGCCCUCGGGCCUGUUGUUAGUUUUCCCCACCCUCCCAGCCUGGUUCACCCCCUCGGGGGAUGUAUCGUUUUGCACUGGUCUGCGGAUGGUUCAUGCGGUCUCGUGCCUAUAAACGGACAGAGACCCUUGCUUCUGCUUUCUUCUGGCAGGAGAGGGGUUGGCGCUCCAUGAUUCGGGCGCCUUAACUUCUCCGCAGAAGGAAUUGCUCAUCCCACAGGAUGACCCAUCUGCGGAUAGUGCAUAAAAUCUGUCAUGCACGUUACCCGUCCGUCUACGUCCUGCCGGACGUCCUGCCGGUAGACCGCCAAUGUCAUGCACGUUACCCAAGAGCUCCGUUUUUCUGCGAUGCAGAAGCGCAGUUCGUGGCGCAGAAUAGGCAACACCUAGGAGCUCAGAAACUUGUCAUGCUGAGACAGCAUUUGUAGGCUCAUCAUGAGACGCCACCCCGCAUCAGAAGUUUCCAGACCCAGACAUUUUUACUUUUGAUAGCCGCUCCUGGUACUACCUCGGUGCCGGAGAUCAAGCGAAGGAACGACGCGAGACGAGGGAGAGCAGGAACCAGCCACGCGCCAGUCCACGAGAUGUGCAAAUUAUCUUUGGGUAAGAAAGUAUAAUUCGGCAGGAGCCAGGCAGCUCGCUGCUGUGUUGUUUCUCGUACAGUAGAGCUGACGAGUUCUCACCCUGUUGCGGUUUGUUUUCCCUAUAGAUAUUCAUUCCUUUACCACAUUCUUUCGGGAUCAUUCGUAGAAAAUAAAAAUCUUAAUCAUGCAUUUUUACUAAAGUGGUAUUCGAAGCAAAUCGUGCUACCUCGACGACGACGAUCACCUACAGGUCGUCUCGCCAAGAACUACUCUUACUCCUCCUCAACACGACUGCCUUACGUGGAUCGUACGUCUUCCUCUACCUCAACUAAGCGAGGAAAACGAAAAACGAGCAGGAACGCACGAAAUAGUAAAUCGGGUGAACGCCGUAUCAAAUGCAAAUAUGUCUGGAUCUGGAAUAAACUUGUAAUGCUAUAAAAGAAAUGAUAGACGCACUGCAAUACGCAGCUAUGCAUGUUGACACAUUUUUUGGCUGCCAUGUGUUUCGUAUUCCGCAUGGCAAACUGCGUUCUUGCAGCGUGACAGGUAAGAGCCCCUUUUCGUGCCUAUGCAACACAGACUCUCGAGUCAUGCCAGACAAGCAUGACAAACUUGCAUUCUUCCACACCCAGGGAUAUUUGCAAUCCAUAUGCCGUCGCCUACAGUCUGAAGACCUGGAUCCCGAUAGGAUAUGUCGGCGAACAGGACGGAUUAUGAGCAAAUAUGAUUUUUUCGAUUCGAAUUUCGAUUUCCGCUUAGACUACAAGUACAGAAUGAGUACUUUAUCAGGAAAAUAAGCAAUAUAUCUACACCUAUUCGUAUUCGCAUAUUGUCAGGGGAAAAAGGCAAUAAAUUUGUUGAUAUGUGCGUGAUGUCAGUAAAAAUUCUGCAUUGCGGCUACCAUCAUGACAUGACGAGCGAUGACGAAUAGAAAUCUAAAGAACAACCUUCCGUAGAAGCAAGCCUCCAGACAAGGAGAACUUUUUCAUCGAAUGCAUGAUUUUUCGAGCAUAGAGGAGCGUAGUGGAUGAUAGAUUUUGUUGAUAGUGUACCACGAUUGCUGCAAUUCGAAUUUUUAGAUAAUUGUUGGUCUUUGCUAGGUAGUGUGGGAAUGUAUGAUUAAUGCCGUGAAGACCGACUGCACGUGUGUGUGCGGUAUGAAUUCUUUCAUUUUCAAAGCCUUUUGGUGGUAAGUUAUAUGUUUUUCCUUCUGGCUUGCGUUCUCGUUCUCCAGCAGAGAUUUCUUGCGGGAAAAGAGAAAGACACAAAAAAUCGAACGACGCAAUAAUAGAUGAAAGCAAUUUCUUUAUUAACGCAAGUUGGUGUACUAGUUGAAGAUGGUUUUCGCCCUCUUCGGCUGCGGCGUGAAAAUUCGGGGAAAAAACUAUGUUGUAACUUCGAGUUUUGGUUAGGGUUGUAAAUGUACUUGAAUCUAUCGGGUGGAAAAUAAAUGCAGCGUUUUGAAGAAUGUGAAUGUGUGUAGCUUAAAGUUAAACUGAAAAAUUAUAGCACCGGAUAGAAGCAUGUAAAGCUUUAUGUAUCAUAGUAGUGUCGCAAGAUUUAUUCUGUAUAGUUUAGCAGGUGCGAGCAAGGAUCCUCCUUAUGCACUUCAUCGCAAAAUGUGUUUCUCUUGCUGACGCCACUUUGACAUUUUCCCUAAACCAAUACUCAGACGGUGAAUGAUACGGUUUCAAUAUCGCGGUUCGUGCCGUUUCGUUGAAACGGCGUGAGGUUCCCUGUUAUUUAGGAUCGCAGACGAAGCAAGUUUUUGGGGACUACAUGGCAUAUAAGUAAAAGUAGAAUCAAAUCAAAAGUAAAUCAAUGUGCCUCUUAUUAAGGGAAACACACAGCUGCAUGACGAUGAAUGAACUGAAUCACAGCAUGAACGGGAUAUUAUGGUGCGACGUGACGUAGUUGAGAUAGCUCCAACAAAGUUUGUUCAAUUUUGUCCGAAAAGAACUUACAACGCGACAGAUCAGUGUUCAGAAGAAUGCUCUACUCACGUCGAAAUAGGUGACGAGCCUGACAGACAGGCUGCUACAGGGACUACAACUACAGGCGAUUAUGUUUCUAGUAGUGUCCUCACUAAGACUAGAAGAAGCCGUAGUGUCGCGCUUUUUCAAGAAUAAGCAGAGUAUUAUUUCAUCCUGAAU
Molecule: messenger RNA, 8835 nt
Organism: Amoebophrya sp. A120
Lineage: Eukaryota; Dinophyceae; Syndiniales; Amoebophryaceae
Source: the annotation of a GenBank genome assembly